CUCACAAGAUUUGCCUUUUGCGUGACUGCUCACGACUAUAAGAACUCGAAUAGUUUGUCGUAAUUUUUAAUCUCAUCAUCCUCACUCAUCUACUCAACUAUUCAACCUCAACAGAUUCUGCAGCAAUCAUGAAGGCCACUCUCUUCGUCUCUCUCCUCCUCUCUCUCGGCGUAACUGCCACUCCUGCUACCGACACCGUCACCAUUGAAGACGGUGGCUACACCUACACUGGUAUCGACAAGCCCCUCCUCGCCCUCCGUGGCCUCGAGGCCCGUUGCAGCUGCUUCCCCUGCUACUCUCCUCACGCAGACUGCACCCCCGGAAAGUGCCAGUGUGCUGGUGACUACGGUUGCUGGUCUUGCGGCGGCGGUCGUAUGCAGUGCCAGCCCGGCCCUGGAUCUGGACAGUGCUGGACUUAGGCUUAUCAUUGGGUCUUGGCUCUGAUGGGGAUUCUCUACAUGCAAACGGAUGGAGGCUCUUAUAUGCAAUCAGUU
This is a messenger RNA of Fusarium redolens, 494 nucleotides long. RefSeq lists its product as uncharacterized. Bases 129 to 419 code for a protein of 96 amino acids. The record is from RefSeq and is a predicted model, not a curated record. The transcript is spliced from 2 exons. NCBI's taxonomy places the organism in Eukaryota, Fungi, Ascomycota, Sordariomycetes, Hypocreales, Nectriaceae.